AAAACCUGUACAGUGCAACCUUUGGAUUCACUGACAGCAUUUUUUCAGACAAUCAUUGCCUCGGCUUGGAGUAAAAAUGAGAAAUUCCUUUGGGAUCCGGUUCAUCCUUCUUGUGUUUGUCUGCGUCUGUGGGGUCUACAGCACCAAUGUCACUAUUCUGUCUAAUCCCCCAACAAACGGAGGGUUGAUUCAGACGAACCCGGAUCAGACCGUGUCUCUGACCUGCACAGUAGUCGACUCCGCUGCACCAGAGGAACUACUGUGGUUCCGAAACAGACAACAAGUAAGCCUCAAAGAUGGAAACCGCGUGAACACGAGCCACGUGUGCGUGCAGCCAGUAUCCAGAAACGACAACACGGUCACUUUCACCUGCCAGCUGAAAUCUAACGUUGAUGUGAAGGCCUCCAUCCAGUUAGAGGUUCAAUAUCCGCCAACUUUAGGAAAAGACGUGAACGUAUCGGCUGAGGAGACGAGAGACACGGUUCUGUCCUGUGACGUUCAAGCUCAUCCUCCAGUGAGCGUGGUCUGGAAGAAGAACGAUGAGCUAAUGGAUCUUUCUUCCAGCAACUACAAGACCAGUAACAACGGUUUUACGGCGACGCUUUCCAUUACGAACGUCAAUCGUGACAAUCACCAGGGCAUGUACACCUGUGAGGCCGACUCAAGCGUCUAUGGAGUCAGCAAACGGAGCUUCAGGGUCACUGUUGUAGACUCUGUGAUGAAGUUCCCUCUCUGGCCUACGGUGGCCGGCGGGGUGGUCGUCCUCUUAACCAUCCUUCUGGCUGUCAUUUCCCGAUGGAAGAAGAUCAUGAAGUGCUUUAAGAAAGACUGACGCUCAUCGAGUGGGCCAUCAUCUGCAGAUCGUUACAGCCACCGACCAUCACAGAGAGGACGUAGAGAACACGGACCGAACAUUUCUUCUUAUAUAAAGAGUUCGACUUAAUUAAAGGUUUAAAACUCC
Tachysurus vachellii is the source of this 961-nucleotide messenger RNA. RefSeq names its product transmembrane and immunoglobulin domain containing 1 (gene tmigd1). Gene Ontology annotation, molecular function: signaling receptor binding. Gene Ontology annotation, biological process: susceptibility to natural killer cell mediated cytotoxicity; cell recognition; detection of stimulus. The record is from RefSeq and is a predicted model, not a curated record. Bases 77 to 832 code for a protein of 251 amino acids. The transcript has 6 exons. NCBI's taxonomy places the organism in Eukaryota, Metazoa, Chordata, Actinopteri, Siluriformes, Bagridae. Gene Ontology annotation, cellular component: synapse; plasma membrane; neuron projection.